AUUGUGCAUACUCUUAUACCUGCAUAUCAUCCACAGUCAAACGGUAUGGCUGAGCGUUCUCUUUAGACAUUUAAACAAGCUAUAAAUAAGAUGUUGGCGGAUAAAGAGGACACUUCUACUGUUGCCAACAAAAUACAACGUUUUCUGUUGACAUAUCGUGCAACUCCACACAGUAGAACUGCCAAGUCUCCUGCCGAGCUUUUCCUGGGUCGUGGCAUUAGAACAACAUUGGAUCUAUUACACCCCAGCACAUCUUCCCAUGUCACAAAAAAGCAAGCCUCACAGAAAUUCGAUCAUGACCGUGCACACUAUCGGUAUUGUACAUUUGAGCCUGACCAAAUAGUAUGGGUACGCUCACACAAACCAAAUCAGAAAUGGAUCCAGGGCAAGUUAGUUAAACCAAAAGGUUUUAAUACAGGGAUUGUACAGAUCUCUGGGAAGUUGUUCCUUGCUCAUAACGAUCAACUUCGCUCCUGUUUAGUUAUUGAUAAUGAUUCAACUAUAGAUGAAAUUCCAACGAGUCUCAUAAUUGUAACGAACUGUUCCCCUACAGUGAUGCUAACCAAUACAUAACCCCGAACUGUCAUGCUAACCUAAAUACCCUUUCCAAGUGUGACAUUAACCAAGAUUCUAGGUCAUCUACCAAUUAGCCAUCCUGUAUAGACGACAAUUUAACCCUAAGUGAUAACACAAGUGUAAUUGAUGAACCUAAGUGUAUAGAUAAUU
Messenger RNA from Parasteatoda tepidariorum (common house spider), 726 nucleotides. Lineage: Eukaryota; Metazoa; Arthropoda; Arachnida; Araneae; Theridiidae. The record is from RefSeq and is a predicted model, not a curated record.